AGAACAUGGGACUCUGUGGGUGUCAGAGACCUCAAUCCCAGUGUUAACGCGUUCCAACGAAAACACGUCAAUGAGAUCAAAAAAUGUGAAGAGAUGGAGAGGAUCCUUGGAUACCUUCUGAGGGAAGUCAAGAAAGCAGACAUUUCACUGCCAGAAGGAGACGUGAACCCAGUGGCUCCUUUACCCAAGCACGUCAUGGCUAUAAUGGAGCAGCUGCAGAGGCUUGAAGUGGAGUUAGGUGAAGUAACCAAGAAUAAAGAGAAGCUGCAGAGGAAUCUGCUGGAGUUGACAGAGUACACACACAUGCUGCGAAUCACCCGCAACUUUGUUCAAAGAAAUAGUGAGCGAGAACCCCUACAAGUACAGUAUGAGGAGUUUCCCUUCCUAGAAAAAGACACAGUGAUGGACUACAGCAGUAUGCAGAGGCUAGGAGCCAAACUGGGUUUCAUUUCGGGGCUAAUUCAGAGGGUGAAGAUCGAGGCCUUUGAGCGGAUGCUUUGGAGAGUGUGUAAAGGCUACACCAUCCUCAGCUAUGCGGAGGUCGAGGAGUAUCUGGAAAAUCCUGACACGGGUGAGCCUACCAAAAGCGUGGUGUUCCUGAUCUCUUACUGGGGAGACCAAAUUGGCCAGAAAGUGAAGAAGAUCUGUGACUGCUACCACUGUCACUUGUAUCCCUAUCCCAGUAACAAUGAGGAGAGGAAUGAUGUUGUGGAAGGACUAAGAACUCGCAUUCAGGACCUGCACACAGUACUUCAUAGGACAGAAGACUAUCUGAGACAGGUCCUGGUUAAGGCUUCAGAAUCCGUCUACACGUGGGUCAUCCAGGUCAAGAAGAUGAAGGCCAUCUACUAUAUUCUGAACCUGUGUAGUUUUGAUGUCACUAACAAGUGUCUGAUCGCUGAGGUUUGGUGUCCUGUCAAUGACAUUCCCACCCUGCGGAGGGCCCUAGAAGACGGAUCGAGAAAAAGUGGAGCGACAGUUCCUUCCUUUGUCAAUCGUAUCCCCACCAACGACACUCCCCCGACCCUGAUAAGGACCAACAAAUUUACCUCUGGUUUCCAGAACAUUGUGGAUGCCUAUGGAGUGGGCACUUACAGGGAGGUUAACCCUGCUCCUUUCACAAUCAUCACUUUCCCGUUCCUGUUCGCUGUGAUGUUUGGGGACCUGGGUCAUGGAGCUAUCAUGGCUCUGUUUGCUUUCUGGAUGGUGCUGUACGAGAACAACCGGAAACUUAAAAACACCAGGAAUGAGAUCUGGAACACAUUCUUUGAGGGCCGUUAUAUCAUCCUGAUGAUGGGCCUGUUCUCCAUCUACACCGGCCUGAUAUACAAUGACUGUUUCUCAAAGUCGCUUAACAUCUUUGGUUCUGGAUGGAGUGUGAAAGCAAUGCUCAAUGCUAAUGUGUGGAAUAAAACUGAUAUCCUUGGGAAUCGUUUUCUUUCACUGGAUCCAAAUGUUGAAGGAGUUUUCAAAGGGCCGUACCCUCUGGGAAUUGACCCGAUUUGGAACUUGGCAAACAACCGCCUUACAUUUCUGAACUCCUAUAAGAUGAAGAUGUCAGUGAUCUUGGGCAUCAUACACAUGAGCUUCGGGGUCAUCCUCAGCACUUAUAAUCACUUGCACUUUAGGAAGAAGUACAACCUGUACUUGGUGUUUCUCCCUGAGCUCUUGUUCCUGCUGUGUCUGUUUGGCUACCUGGUGUUCAUGAUAUUGUACAAGUGGCUGGUCUUCUCUGCUAAGGACUCCAGAUAUGCCCCGAGCAUCCUCAUCCACUUCAUAAACAUGUUCCUCAUGCAGGGUGAUGCAGUGCAGCCCCUCUACCCAGGACAGACUGGCCUGCAGAUAUUUCUGGUGGUCAUUGCUCUUCUCUCAGUGCCUGUCUUACUCCUGGGGAAACCCGUCUACCUUUAUUGGCUUCACAAUGGAAGCCACCGCCUAGGAAUGUACAGGGGAUAUGAGCGUGUGCGGCGUAACAGUGAAGAGGAGCUCUACCUGUUGAGGACUCAUGACAUGGAGGAGGGAGGCAGUCACAGUGAUCUCUCCACUAGCGGAGAGCGCCAGACGGAGGAGUUUGACUUCGCAGAUGAGCUCCUGCAUCAGGCUAUCCACACUAUAGAGUAUUGCCUGGGUUGCAUCUCCAACACAGCCUCCUACUUAAGGCUCUGGGCUCUGAGCCUGGCACAUGCCCAGUUAUCCGAGGUGUUGUGGGCGAUGGUGAUGCGAGUAGGACUACGAAUGGACACCACUCUCGGGGUUUUAUUCCUGGUGCCUGUGUUCGGCCUGUUUGCCGUUCUCACUGUAUCCAUCCUCCUGGUAAUGGAGGGUCUGUCUGCAUUUCUUCAUGCCCUCCGGCUACACUGGGUGGAAUUUCAGAAUAAAUUCUACAGUGGGACUGGAGUCAAGUUUUGCCCCUUUUCCUUCGCUCUCCUGCCCUCCAGCUUUGAGCAUGAUGGCUUACUGUGAAGAGACUAUCUGGUAACACUGUUAGGUGGUAAACCGAGCCAGAACAAGCCAGCAGGCUCCCGCUCUCAUGAAGACAUAUUCCACAGAUGUCACAAGGUGGUUUUUGAUUUUUCGUUUUGUCUUUUAACAAAGUAAUGGUGAGCUUCACAAACUUUGGACUGAAACUGGCUGCCCUCCCGACGGUUUUCAAGAACACACACAGUGCAGGGUGUACUGUUGAGAAAUUGAACUGUUUUUUCUUUUUGCAAAUGUAUGUAAUAAGGAAUAGUUUGUAACAGGAUCAACAUGGUUCACUGCAGACCAUUUUGUGAGGCUCAGAUUUUAUCCGGCAUUGUUGAUGUCACUUGUAUGAAGAACCACAUCCGCCAAACUAAAUAAGUAAAAGAAGGUAAAAUAUUUUAAUAUGAAAUUUAAACAUUAUAAGCAAAUUGAUGGCCCAGAGUUUUGGCUACACAGACAAUACUUGUUAGGAUACAUUUGUUGCUGGUUUUCGUGUUUAGAUGUAAUUUGCUGAUUAAAUAAGACGAAAGAUAAAAUAACAUUCACCUUUUCUAUUUAAGAAUAAUUAAGAAAAAUCUUAUUCUUAUUCAUUCUUUUCUGUUUCCCACCGUUUCUCCUCUUCUUCUCCUUUUAUUUUUGUCAUUAAUUUUGGCAUAAUUGUCUAUAUUCAUUCAGUUAUUUUGCCUUUUUUUCUACCAAUACAUUUGAGUUUUGGCAGAUCUGGUUUCCAUACACUGGGUAGUGAGCCACCUUUCAGUUACAUAGUUCUAACUCAACUUUUUGUUGCACUGACUGCCUUACAGAAGUACAACCAAAUGACAGCAUACUGUUUUCUCUUGUACGUAAUACUGCGAAAGAUCUUUGACUUUAUAGUACUGAAAAGUGCUUGAGAAAGUGUGUGUGAGGAGAUGUAAAUACUUUUACAGAAUUAUUUUUUAAUUUAUUAUAUUUUAAAAGGUGGCAUCAAAAUUAAAGAUGAAUGUUACUGGGGUAUGAUUUUUACUUUUAUGCAUUCACAGUGUUGCCUAUGUGUCUGCCACUUUCUAUACAAUUUAACAUUCCAUGCAUGGAAAAACUUAAAUCAUUUAUUUGUUGAGUCAGCUCUGCUGGUCGUGAGCCCCUUGCUUUGAAAGAUUCUACAUCCAUAUUCAAAACAUUGGUUCGACUGUAUUAAAUCUUAUUAAGAGAAGAUUGAAUCAUUUACUAAUAUCAGGCAUUGGUAGUAUUUGCUAAUUUUGUGGAUUUGUUAAUAUUGUAUGGAAUUCGUAUUUUUUCUAAGGGAAGGAGACUUUGUCAUCAUCGUCACAUUAUUGGGAUGUCUGCACCUUUUCACUAUAGUGAGAUACUGCCACACAUUUUUGAAAGUCAUGACUUUGUCAAGCUUUAACGGUGGAAAAAUGUGGAUUCACGUUACGUUAAGUGGCAAUCUCUGUUUUAUUUGGGAGAAUGAUGUUUGAUUAGUUGUCAUGGGUUGGUUGAAGGGGUAUUGGAAUUUCUUCUCAUGCAGCUCUAGUCUUGCCAUUAAUUUUAAUAUUAAGAAUCAUAUUUUUUCAUUGACAACACUCCAUGCUCUACUUCUUUUGAGAACAUCAUCCACAUGUCAAUAAUAAAUUGUAUUUGUUUGAGUUUUCUUUCCCCCCUCAAUGACCAUAACUGCAUUUCUUUUUUUUAUCUGGUUUCAUACAAGCUACAUGGAAGUCAGCACCAAGAUUUUAAAUAUGUUUUAAAUCUGGUGUAUUCAGCAAAGAAUGACCAAAUUCAUCAAUUUAAAUCUUGUGUUUGUAGAAACGCCCUUUAAAAGUACAAUUUGUAAUUGUGGGAAGGUGA
Molecule: messenger RNA, 4290 nt
Organism: Morone saxatilis (striped sea-bass)
Lineage: Eukaryota; Metazoa; Chordata; Actinopteri; Moronidae
Gene: atp6v0a2b
Product: ATPase H+ transporting V0 subunit a2b
Exons: 20
Coding region: 94-2463 (789 amino acids)
Biological process (GO): vacuolar acidification; proton transmembrane transport
Cellular component (GO): vacuolar proton-transporting V-type ATPase, V0 domain; vacuolar proton-transporting V-type ATPase complex; plasma membrane
Molecular function (GO): proton-transporting ATPase activity, rotational mechanism; ATPase binding
Source: RefSeq, a predicted model, not a curated record